AUGGAAGAGUCCGAUAAAACGACGGCCUUGAAGAAAGCUUACGCGGAGAUUAUUCUAAACACGGCGAAGGAAUCAGCGGCUAGGGUUAUGGUUUCCGACAGAAAAUCAGCUCGGUUUCAUCACGAUCUCUCCGGAACGAAGGAAGAAGCUCUUCGUUUGCUUGUUCGAUUGAAAGAGAUGAUAGACGCUAAGACUGUAGAAGCAGAGAUUGAGUCAUCAAACCAGCAACAACAGAUUGAUGUGCUUGAAGCUCAGCUGCAAGAGGCAGAAGAGAUUAUUACUGACCUGAGGUCAGAGUUGAGAUGGGUGAGAGACAAAUUGGAGAAAGCAAGGGUUAAAGAGCUGCAGGAACGUAAUGUAGUGGUGAACAAGGAAGAGGAAGCAACAGUUUCUGCUCAGAAGGCUGAUCCAGAGGUGGUUGCUGUUGGAAGUUUGCAUCUUGAUCUUGAUGUUGCAGAUUCUUGCUUCUCUGUGGUGAGUGACUCUCUUCCAAACGAGACCUCGUUGCAUGAUGAUGAAAGCGGAAAUGACGUAGAGAAGGUUGAUGAUGUGUUGAGUGUUGAUACUUUGAAAGGAUGUGAUGCUUGUGAGUCUGAAUCGAAUGGCGAUAUCAUAAGCGAAAAGCUUGAGCUGUCUAGAAAUGGAUGCACACAGAGGAUCCAUGCUUUGGAAAGGAAGGCUUCAGAGGCUAAAUCAUCUCCUUCUGCAAAUGAAGAGGAGCAAUGCACAACUGAAAAAGAUAGUGAAGAAAACUUGAGCUCAGGAAAAGUGAACGGAGAUGAAACUGGCACCUCGGGAAACACAAGAAGUAUUGUUCUUGCUCUUAGAGCCAGUAGUGCAGAGGUGAUAACAAUUCCCUCAAACGCAUUAGGAAUCAAAAAACCUAGCAAGUCACGCAAAUCACGAGAGAGGAGAAAGAGAAGGUGGGGCAAACAAAAGGCUAGGUCAGUUAGGCCUCAGAGUCAGCUUAUAAAACCUUGUCAGACUCAGUCUGAUCUUCCCUGUUCUAAGAUAUCAAUGGAAGUUUCGGAUGGUGGAGAUUUGAUGGAGACGCAUAUUUCGGUAGAGAGAGAGGACGUGGAUGCUCUUAGUGCCUGUAAAGCUUUGGAAGAACAUUUGCAGCAUAAAAGAACCCUGUACAGUGGUGAUAUCAGUAUCAUCCGUAAAGGGAAUAAGAGAAAGAUUGUUGAAAAUGUGGUGGAGGCCUGUGAAGAAUCUGAUUUAGUCCCUGUUAGUGUUGAGUAUGGUGAAAUAAAGGCAGGUAUGCCUGAGAAUGAGACUGAGAUCAAGUCGCUUCCUCAGCUGCAUCCCGAGUUAACUUCAUUUAAAUGUAAUGUGGAUGUGACUUCAGGAUCCACAAAUGCUACUGUCACCAGUGUGACUGCAACAAAUCAACCAACAGCUGAAGACUUGAAACCAUGGAAAGAAGACGUGUUAGUAAAGUGUGUAGGUGAAGAAGACAUUGUGGCUCCAUCUACCAAAAUGAGUUCUGAGUUGGUCAAUCUGCAUUCUGUCUCAAAAGUUACUGAAGUAGCAUCAGAUCAGAUCAGCGAGUCUGCGAGAGCACAUGGAGGUCGACUUGUGAGGUUUACAUUCCAAAGGAAACGAAAGAAGGGAUCUUUAAAUGCAAACAAUGAUAAUAGUUCAUUGCAGAAGAAAGAGGUAGACGAGAAGAAAAACAACGACCAAGAUCUAACUGAAUCCACUUUGAGUCAUGAGUCAUCUAGAGAAACCCCAAAAUUAGCUGAGACUGCCACACAGCUUAAAUCCUUGCCUGAAAGCUGA
Molecule: messenger RNA, 1785 nt
Organism: Microthlaspi erraticum
Lineage: Eukaryota; Viridiplantae; Streptophyta; Magnoliopsida; Brassicales; Brassicaceae
Source: the annotation of a GenBank genome assembly